This is a messenger RNA of Malus domestica (apple), 2249 nucleotides long. Its product is annotated as ankyrin repeat-containing protein BDA1-like. Lineage: Eukaryota; Viridiplantae; Streptophyta; Magnoliopsida; Rosales; Rosaceae. The record is from RefSeq and is a predicted model, not a curated record. Gene Ontology annotation, molecular function: protein binding.
UAUAUGUUUUAAAAAAUUAAUAUCUUACAAAAUAAAUUUUUCCACCGUUAAAAUAAAAAAUGUGUACCAUCUGUAAUUUGAUCAUAAUAAUAAAAUUCUGAUUAUUAUUCGACUUCAUGGCUGCAAAAGAUUGAAGCUUGACGACUUUUCAGCUGACCCAGAAGAGAAAAACGAGCGGAGAAGAUGGAGAAGAUGGAGAAGAAGCUUAUGGAUGCAGCCAUGGCGGGAGAUACGGGGGCGCUUAAUGAUCUGAUCGCAGAGGACCCACUUGUUCUCGACAGAGCUUUAGUCUCCUGCGUCGCCGAGACGCCGCUUCACGUAGCUUCAUUGCUGGGUCACCUGGCUUUUGUUACCGAGUUACUUAGCCGCAACCCCGAGUUGGCCUCCGAGCUGGACUCGCAGGGGUCAACGCCUCUCCACCUGGCGGCAGCGAAGGGGCACGUGGAGAUAGUGAAAGAGCUGGUUCUGGCGGAUCCUGGGGCGUGUGCGGUGAGGAACUUAGACGGGAGGACGGCGCUCCACGUCGCGGCUGCCAAGGGGCGGGUUAAGGUGGUGGAUGAGUUGGUCGGAGUUGGGAGUGAGUGGACUCGGGCGUUGACGGACCGAGGCGAGACGGCGCUGCACUUGUGCGUUGGGCGUAAUCGGUUGGAGGGGUUGAAGGUUUUGGUUAAGGCAGUUGGGAAAGAUGAUGAGUUUGUGAAUUGGAAGGAUUGCGAUGGUAACACCGUUUUGCAUAUUGCCGUGGCCAAGAAGCUAAUCGAGAUUAUCAAAUUCUUGCUUUUUGAAACCGGAGUGAAUGUGAAUGCGUUGAAUGCAAGCAGCGCUACGGCUUUAGACAUUCUGAUGCAGAGUCCUAGAGAUUUGAGGGAUAUGGAGAUUGAGGAUUUCCUUCGAGGUGCUGGGGCUCAAAGUGCAAGGGAUCUACGUAACAUUGAGCACGACUGGGUUCACGCUCCAACUAAAGAACGUCAGAUACUAAGACAUCGAGGAUCAGCGCUGUCCUCGAAAGUGAGUGAGUCUAUGAAACCGGCUGAGAACAAGAAGCCUACUGAUUGGCUUGGUAGGAAGAGAAGUUCAUUGAUGGUGGUGGCAUCUCUCCUUGCAACUGUUGCCUUCCAAGCUGCAAUAACCCCUCCGGGAGGUGUUUGGCAGGAUGACCAGCAAGUCGAUGAAAAUGGCAACCCUGUGGAGAACCCUCACACCGUUGGAACAUCUGUCAUGGCAUAUAAGCAGGGAAAAGAAUAUGGUCUAGUAAUGAUUUUUAACACAAUCUCUUUCCUCGCGUCCCUAAGCAUAAUUCUUCUGCUCGUUAGCGGGCUACCUAUCAAACGGAGGAGGUGGAUGUGGAUACAAAUGGUCAUAAUGUGGGUUGCUGUCUCAACACUAGUAGUAACAUAUUUCAUCACUCUCCGUCAUAUGUCACCUAGUGAAGAAAAUGUGCAGAUCGUGUUACGUAGGGUAACUGAGAUAUCAGGUUGGACAUGGUUGACUUUAAUGGUGGUUGUUUUCUUUGGCAAUGUUAUUCGUAUGAAUCUAUGGAUUCUCAGAAAGUAUGGUUAUAUUAAGCCAAAAGAUGUGGAGCCAUCUAACGUUGAUGAUGAACUUGAACUUGGAGAGGUGAGAACUGAGGAUUAAGGUGAACAGCUCUCACUUUUUUAUGGCUUCACAAUCACAGAACUCGUCAUUGCAGUAUUGCGGAUGUGUUUAACACUAAAUUCAUUAAUCCGGGCGUCAAACUAGUCUCCGAGAAGGUCUGACCCAAAGCAUUAUGAAAUAUAUGAUCGGAUGCUUGAAGGUCUGUUUUUCUAGCAGCAAAUUUAGAUGAAGAUACUGCAGUUGAAGCCUGUAUUAUAUGAUGCUUCGAGUUGGAGGGGUAAACUCGCUGUUCUUGUACAACUAUUCUUCUGUUCAUGGCAGUACAUUGAAUGCUGUCUUUCAAAUUCUGCAGGUCACGAAUCUUCGUGGCUCGGAGAUGGCAUGCUGUUCUGUGUUGUGUUCUAUCUGCCAUCCUUGUAAAUUUUGAGGGAUAAUUUUGAUUUUUUGCUCUCAUUAUUUUCUGCCAUUUCCUCUUUUUUUUUUUUUAUCUGGCUGGGUUCUGCUUAAUAAAGAAAUACAAGGUAAGAGAGUAAUUCUUAGGGCACUUCUCAUAAAAGUACGAGGCUCUUGUAGUUCUGGUUGAGUCGAUUUUAAGCUGGUUCGACCCAAUGUAAGGUUAAAGUUUUUGAUUCCGAAAGCAAAAGUUCUUGAAA